Molecule: messenger RNA, 552 nt
Organism: Botrytis byssoidea
Lineage: Eukaryota; Fungi; Ascomycota; Leotiomycetes; Helotiales; Sclerotiniaceae
Exons: 2
Coding region: 1-552 (183 amino acids)
Source: RefSeq, a predicted model, not a curated record
AUGCAAUUCUCACGUAUCUCUGCUCUCGCUCUCGUCGUUGUCCUUGCGGACUUCAGCAUUGCUCUUCCCGUCGACAAGGGCUCAUCGAUUGCCGAUUUAAGCCAAAUUGUUCCAGGAGGUGCCAAUGUGAUCCCUCGCCAUGAAGGAAACCCAGGGUACGAGGCUGCUCAAGCAGGAGAGGGUCCAUUGGCCCCAGCCCACCCAACUGAGGUCCACCCAACUCCCGUCCAACCAGUUGUGAUUCACCCAACUCCAGUUCACCCAGCUGCAGUCCACCCAACUCCAGUCCACCCAGGUACUGUUCAACCAGGUGAUGCUCAACCCGCCGGUGUUCAACCCACCGAUGUCCAAACCGCUGAUGCCGACCCUGCCAACAUUCAACAAACUGGAUUUCACCCAACCAUCAACCACGCGGAACAAGUCCAGAGCAACCAUGGAAACUCUUUGAUCGAUGUUGAGCCCCAGGUUCUCAUUCCUAUUGAUCUCGACUGUGUAGGAAUCGCUGUCUGCAACCCUGUUACAGUCAACAGAGAGGGAAGCACCAGUGCAUAA